GCGGUCUUGCACGCGCAUGCGCCAGCCGAGGGCGCGCCCUCUUUUUUCCGGUGGGUCGUCGACUGAGGCGGUUUGUAAGUUUUGGGUUGCAGUAUGCUAGAAUUUUGAGGCUCCCUCCUGAUAAAAAUUGAGUUGUCUGUACAGCCAAGGAACUGGGGGACAGGAGUGAAGGGGCCACGGCUCAAGAAACUUACAGAUGUCCAAAAAUGAUUGAGAUAGAGCAGGCGGAGGCCCAGCUUGCUGAGUUAGACCUGCUAGCCAGUAUGUUCCCUGGUGAGAAUGAGCUCAUAGUGAAUGACCAGCUGGCUGUAGCAGAACUGAAAGAUUGUAUUGAAAAGAAGACAAUGGAGGGGCGAUCUUCAAAAGUUUACUUUACUAUCAAUAUGAACCUGGAUGUAUCUGAGGAAACAAUGGCGAUGUUUUCUCUGGCCUGUAUUCUUCCCUUUAAAUACCCGGCAGUUCUGCCUGAAAUUACUGUCAGAUCAGUAUUAUUGAGUAGAUCCCAGCAGACUCAGCUGAACACAGAUCUGACUGCAUUCUUGCAAAAACAUUGUCAUGGAGAUGUUUGUAUACUGAAUGCCACAGAGUGGGUUAGAGAACACGCUGCUAGCUAUGUCAGCAGAGAUUCUUCAUCUUCACCCACCACAGGAAGUACAGUCCAGUCAAUCGACCUCAUCUUCACGAGACUCUGGAUCUACAGCCAUCAUAUCUAUAACAAAUGCAAAAGAAAGAAUAUUCUAGAGUGGGCAAAGGAGCUUUCCCUGUCUGGGUUUAGUAUGCCUGGAAAACCUGGUGUUGUUUGUGUGGAAGGCCCACAAAGUGCCUGUGAAGAAUUCUGGUCAAGACUCAGAAAAUUGAACUGGAAGAGAAUUUUAGUUCGCCAUCGAGAAGACAUUCCUUUUGAUGGUACAAAUGAUGAAAUGGAAAGACAAAGGAAAUUUUCCAUUUUUGAAGAAAAAGUGUUCAGUGUUAAUGGAGCCAGGGGAAACCACAUGGACUUCGGUCAGCUGUAUCAGUUCUUAAAUGCCAAAGCAUGUGGGGAUGUUUUCCAGAUGUUCUUUGGUGUAGAAGGACAAUGACAGCAAAAGAGUAGUUGAAACUAUCUUAUCACUGUUGACCUUUUGCUUCCUCCCCCCCUUUUUCUUGAAAGAGUAAGUAAUUUUAUUUUAGUUCCAUUCUAGAAUGUUGGGGAGUGGGGGACAAGGAAAAAGCAGUAUAGCUGAAAUGCGUCUGUUAAAAAUAUCAUGAUUGAAAGCAGAACUGAGUUUCAAAUUCUAACCUUAAAAUUGUUGUUAGGUAUUUCUUCACAUAUCAGUUGCCCAUUUUGAAAAGAAAUUUAUUAUCCACAAAGGUAAUGUUGGUGCUCCAAUUUGCCAGCCAUUCCCAACCCACUCUUUGCUUACCUGCCUCCACUGAAGAACCCUUCAGAAAAGCUAAUUGCCCCCUUUCAGCCUCUGUUGCAACUAGCAACUAUCAGUGGCCUCAGAAAACAGCUUUGGCCUUGGGAUUUCUCAGAAAACUUCUGCUUCCUGAUUAAAGAUAUAUAUGCAGCUAGGCCUCCUCUUCCCCUUCAUGAUGCCGUAAACACCAAAGUGAUGGCUGGAGCUGGAGGAGUUCUUUGAACCAGAACAGAAGGAAGGGCGAAGAGAACCAAGAACAUGCCGGUUGCCACAUUGUUGAGCUGCUGACCCAACACCAGCUGCUGCCUAUCUCUAGAUGUCUUAUGAAAUAAAACCAGUUUUGUUUAA
This is a messenger RNA of Cebus imitator (Panamanian white-faced capuchin), 1748 nucleotides long. RefSeq names its product RWD domain containing 2B (gene RWDD2B). Gene Ontology annotation, molecular function: protein binding. Lineage: Eukaryota; Metazoa; Chordata; Mammalia; Primates; Cebidae. The coding region runs from base 207 to 1079 and encodes 290 amino acids. The record is from RefSeq and is a predicted model, not a curated record. The transcript has 5 exons.